CUAGUAUAUAUCUCUCUGACUCUCUCGAUAUAUAUAUAAUGUCUUCAUUAUGCCACCCCAGCAACAUUGCAGCUUUGCCCUUCCACAACCAUGAAAGGUAAUUAUAACAAGAACCCUGCCACAAUGAGUGGGCGUAUUUCAGCAUAUGCUGAGACGAAUGAGUCAGAUACAAAGAAUGGAACAUCACACCCCCAAUCUGAUGAACUGCCUUAUGUUCACAAGGUCGGGAAGCCUCCAAAGCAAGAUUUGUUAAAAGAGAUUAAAACCGCCCUCAAAGAAACGUUUCUUUCAGACGACCCCUUGAAACCAUUCAAGGACCAGCCCAAGAAGAGAAAGCUUGUUCUUGGCUUACAGACCCUAUUCCCAAUAUUGAGUUGGGGACAAGAAUAUAGUCUUUCCAAGUUUAAAGGCGAUCUCAUUGCUGGAUGUACCAUUGCAAGUCUUUGUAUUCCACAGGAUAUUGGAUAUGCGAAACUAGCAAACCUGGAUCCACAAUAUGGGUUAUACUCUAGCUUCAUUCCACCUCUUAUUUAUGCGUUCAUGGGUAGCUCAAGAGAUAUUGCCAUUGGACCGGUGGCAGUGGUCUCUCUUUUGCUUGGAACUAUGCUCCAAGAUGAGUUGGAUCCUGUUAAACAAAAACAUGAAUAUCAACGUCUUGCUUUCACUGCAACAUUCUUUGCUGGAGUCACUCAAGCUUCACUUGGGUUUUUCAGAUUGGGUUUUCUGAUUGACUUUCUGUCGCAUGCUGCUAUUGUUGGGUUCAUGGGGGGAGCUGCUGUGACUAUUGCACUUCAGCAACUCAAAGGGAUGUUUGGCAUCAAGAAAUUCACAAAAAAGACCGAUAUCGUUUCUGUCAUGCGUUCUGUAUUUAAUUCAGCACAUCAUGGGUGGAACUAUCAAACCUUACUGAUAGGAAUUUCUUUCUUGAUAUUCCUUUUGGUUGCUAAAUACAUUGGCAAAAGGAACAAGAAGUUGUUUUGGGUGCCAGCUAUAGCUCCAUUGAUCUCAGUUAUCGUUGCGACAUUCUGUGUUUUCAUCACUCACGCAGAGCGAGAUGGUGUCCAAAUAGUUCGCCAUAUUGAAAAAGGACUCAAUCCAUCGUCAGCGAAUAAAAUCUUUUUCAGCGGGCCCUUCCUUGCAAAAGGUUUCAAGAUUGGAGUUGUUGCAGGGUUAAUUGCACUGACGGAAGCUGUAGCAAUCGGAAGAACCUUUGCUGGAAUGAAGGAUUAUCAGCUGGAUGGAAAUAAAGAAAUGGUAGCACUAGGCUCCAUGAACAUCGUUGGUUCUUUAACUAGUUGCUAUGUGGCCACAGGGUCAUUUUCUAGAUCUGCAGUAAAUUACAUGGCAGGUUGUAAUACUGCAGUGUCCAAUAUUGUAAUGUCUAUAAUUGUGAUGCUGACUCUUCUUGUCAUCACUCCAUUGUUCAAGUACACCCCGAAUGCUAUAUUAGCCUCGAUCAUUAUAUCGGCAGUCCUAGGUCUCAUUGACUUUGAUGCGGUAGUCCUACUAUGGAAGAUUGAUAAAUUCGACUUUGUAGCUUGUAUGGGAGCCUUUUUUGGUGUGAUUUUUGUUUCAGUUGAGAUAGGCCUUCUUAUCGCGGUUGCUAUAUCUUUUGCCAAAAUUCUUCUACAAGUAACAAGACCCCGGACCGCAGUACUAGGGAAGAUCCCAAUGACAAGUGUUUACAGGAAUGUAGAGCAAUAUCCAGCUGCAACUAGAGUACCUGGUGUUCUAAUAAUCAGAGUUGAUUCGGCUAUCUAUUUCUCCAAUUCAAACUAUAUCAAAGAUAGGAUCUUAAGGUGGCUAACCAAUGAGGAAGAAAUGUUUAAAGAUCAACCAAGAGUCGAAUAUCUGAUAGUUGAUAUGUCACCCGUUACUGAUAUUGAUACCAGUGGAAUUCAUGCCUUGGAAGAACUACAUAGUAGUCUCCAAAAGAGAGAUGUUCAGCUUAUUUUAACGAAUCCAGGACAAACCGUGCUAGACAAGCUGCAUGCAUCCAAUUUUGCAGAUCAUAUCGGGGAAGACAAGAUCUUCUUGACAGUUGCUGAUGCUGUUCUAACAUUUGCUCCAAAGAUGCAACAAGCAUAAAAACAUGGCUUCUUUUUCCCUUUUUUUUUUUUUAUCUUCUGCUUUAUACAUACACAGUUCGAUGAAUUGUUUUGGUGAGACUGAAGAAGGUUUACAAUUUGUGAAACGGGGCAAGAGACGUAAAGAAACAGCUUGGAAAGGGAACAGAAGCUGUCGAGAUCCAUUUGAAGUUGCAAGAAUUAUAGUUGAUCAGCCUCUUUUGACGUACCAUAUAUUAUGUCUAAAUUAUUUCUGGAUGUGUAAAUGUGUAUUUGUGUGUGUGAUGUUUUAAUUUGUCAACUAAUGUGUAAAGGGAUCGUAGUUGUGUUAUAGGUUAAAAGGGCAAGAAAACUUCACUGUAUUCUUAACUGUAAUAUAUCUAUAAAAGACUACAUAUAUUCUUUGGA
This is a messenger RNA of Erigeron canadensis, 2474 nucleotides long. RefSeq names its product sulfate transporter 1.3-like. Lineage: Eukaryota; Viridiplantae; Streptophyta; Magnoliopsida; Asterales; Asteraceae. Gene Ontology annotation, cellular component: membrane. Gene Ontology annotation, biological process: transmembrane transport. The record is from RefSeq and is a predicted model, not a curated record. Bases 91 to 2088 code for a protein of 665 amino acids. Gene Ontology annotation, molecular function: secondary active sulfate transmembrane transporter activity. The transcript is spliced from 14 exons.